UAACGAUUAGGUAAUGAUGUCGUCGCUACCACCUAUUUCGCGGAUAUAAUUGUUUGCUUAGUAUUGGUUAAAUUGGUGUCGUAGAAUAAGCAUUCCUUUAUGACACUCGGAUCUUGCUGCAAUAAAAUAAUUAUUUAAAUCGAUGAACGGUUCCGGUCAACGAGACAGCGAAGCGGAGAGAUCGAGUUGGGGAAAUCCUGUAGAAUUUGUCCUGUCCUGUUUAAAUUACGCCAUAGGUCUGGGAAACGUCUGGCGUUUCCCAUAUCUGUGUUACCAAAAUGGAGGAGGGGCAUUCCUGUUGGCCUAUUUCAUAAUGCUAAUUGUUAUGGGCACUCCCGUGUUCUUCUUGGAGCUCAUAAUUGGACAGUAUUCGGGCCUUGGGCCUGAUUUGGCUUUUAGUUAUAUAGCGCCCAUAUUUUCCGGAUUGGGAUAUUGUUGCCUCGUGGUGGUGUUUUUAAUUUGCGUCUACUACAUGGUCAUCGUUGCCUGGACAAUAUUUUAUUUUUUCGCCUCGUUUUCCCUUGAUUUGGGAUAUGGACGUUGCGACCAUGACUUCAACAGCGAAGGCUGUUAUAGCGCAUCUGAAGAAGCAAAAUGUUUAGACCACGAAACGUACUACAAAAGCAUUUGUUUCGACAGCGACGAAUUGUGCCAAUUAUAUGACUUGGAAGGCGCAUUUAAUCGCACCUACUGUCGAAACAGUAAUGGAGAGGCUGUAUUCAUAAACAGCCUAUUUAAUAGGACGUUGGCUACUGCUGAAUAUUUCAGAGAAUACGUAUUAGGCAUAGGCGACGCCACGUGGGAAAAUUUCGGAAAAAUGCAUUGGGAACUAUUCGGCUGUCUGAUAUUUUCCUGGGCGGUGUGCUACAUGUGUGUCCUAAAAGGAGUGAAAACUUCUGGAAAAGCAGUCUACUUCACUGUACCGUUUCCGUAUGUCAUUUUGACCGCUCUGGUCAUACAGGGUGCGAUUUUAGAAGGCGCCGUAGACGGAAUAAAGUUAUUCUUGUUGCCCGACUGGAAAAAAUUACUCGAAGUCGAUGUAUGGGCUGCAGCAUCGUCUCAAACAUUUUAUUCGUUCGGGAUCGGAUGUGGCUCGUUGAUCACUUUGGCUUCGUACAACAAAUUUAGCAACAAUUGUUUCCAUGAUGCUUUGAUCGUUUCGUUCGCUAACGCUUUCACCUCCGUAUAUGCUGGAUUUGCGAUAUUUUCGAUGCUGGGAUUCCUUGCGUUCAAAAUGGGCGUUCCCGUCGAAGAAGUCGCCCGCGAUGGUCCCGGAUUAGCCUUCAUUGCGUAUCCGGAGGCUAUACUGCUUCUUCCUGCUUCAACGCUUUGGUCGGUGAUUUUUUUCGGCAUGCUAUUUAUCUUGGGGUUAGGUACGCAGUUUGCCGGUGUCGAAGCAAUAAGUUGUUGCAUUAUGGAUAAAUGGAACGGCCUUAGAAGAUACGAAUCGUACGUGACACUGUCGAUCUGCGUGACGUGCCUAUUACUGGCCAUUCCGAUGUGCUUUUCCGGUGGUGUUUACAUAUUCACCUUGUUGGAAUGGAACACAGCAUCUUGGGCAAUAAUGCUUAUCGGUUUCGCCGAGGUAGUCGCAUGUUCGUGGUGUUACGGAUGCUUCCGAUUUAUCGAUAACGUACGAGAUAUGACGAUCAAUAUCCGACAAAUCGGCAAAUGGUAUUGGUGGAUUUGCUGGACGAUUAUAACUCCUUUAACUUUAGUUGGUAUUUUUAUAUUCCAAAUGGUGCAUUAUUCACCCGCGUCAUAUGAAGGAUACGAGUUUCCCAUUUGGGCUGACGUAAUUGGUUUGAUAAUUGGACUAACCACGUUAGUCCCUUUUUUUAUAUUCGCAGUAUACGUCUUAUGGAAAAGAGAAUAUACUGGAUUUGAGUUCUUCCAGCCGACAAAAAAAUGGGGUCCACAGAUUUAUGGAACUGAUAGUCGAUCGUCCUUGACACCGGAAAAAAGCGUAAAUUGAGAGAGAAUGGAGAAAAUAAAAUAAAAAAAAACAGAUACGGACUUUGCUAACCACUCUUAAUAUAAAAAAAUAUUUUUGGAUACUCUGUUUAUUCUUUUAACUUUCCUUCGACGAUACGGAAUUGGUUCAUAAGGAGUACGAUGGUAAUUUAUCUCAAUUUGGUGCCUUUCAAAAAACUACAACGUGACGUGGAUGAGACAAUAAUAAUUAAGCACAGAAAUGAACCAGAAAAACAUGAAAGCAUUGUCCCUAAUUGCUUUAUUAUACGUUGGAGGGUAACCCUUUCCAGGCAUGAAAUGUCACUAUUGUUUAUAGACACUUUAUAAAACCCAUUGUUGGAAGUUCAGUUCGCCGAGAACAAUAGGAUCAAAAUGGGUUAAAAAUUUUAAGUGUUACCAUUGUACGAAAUACGUUUUAUAACUAAUAACAAUGAAUAAAAUCAAAAUCUAUUUUUA
This is a messenger RNA of Cylas formicarius (sweet potato weevil), 2430 nucleotides long. Its product is annotated as sodium- and chloride-dependent glycine transporter 1-like. Gene Ontology annotation, molecular function: glycine transmembrane transporter activity. Lineage: Eukaryota; Metazoa; Arthropoda; Insecta; Coleoptera; Brentidae. The transcript has 9 exons. Gene Ontology annotation, biological process: sodium ion transmembrane transport. The record is from RefSeq and is a predicted model, not a curated record. Gene Ontology annotation, cellular component: membrane. Bases 143 to 1975 code for a protein of 610 amino acids.